Messenger RNA from Thalassophryne amazonica, 6546 nucleotides. It is a transcript of the gene casp8ap2, whose product is annotated as caspase 8 associated protein 2. Gene Ontology annotation, cellular component: mitochondrion; PML body. The coding region runs from base 299 to 5929 and encodes 1876 amino acids. NCBI's taxonomy places the organism in Eukaryota, Metazoa, Chordata, Actinopteri, Batrachoidiformes, Batrachoididae. Gene Ontology annotation, molecular function: transcription corepressor activity. The record is from RefSeq and is a predicted model, not a curated record. The transcript has 13 exons. Gene Ontology annotation, biological process: Fas signaling pathway; extrinsic apoptotic signaling pathway via death domain receptors.
GGGUGAUUAGCACAGAUGGAACUUUUCUCUGAACAUUUUUGUCUUUUUUCCGUCGCUUAAAGGGUGAAUUUUUGGUUCAGCGUUCGCGAAGCGUCCGAGGCGACCGAGAGACCGACAAGCAGCCGAAGAACGGAAAGACUGAACGUGUUUUAGGAAGGAUUCAUUUAAUUUAUCAGCCUGGAAGGAGACGCUGCGACCGCGGGAAAACCGAGCGAGUGGCGCGAGAUCACCUGUCAACAAAACAACAACAACAAAGUACUUCCUGUGUUAAACUGGGCCACAAAGAUCUUUUUCAAGGAUGGAGGAAACUGGCAGCAGUCAGCCUCAUGGUUUGUUGAGUCCUGCUCAUGAUGAAGAUUCGGUGGACAUCUAUGCAGACCUGGAUGUUGCAGAGAAGUCGUCUCCGCACUCUGAGCUGAGGGAGUCCAUGAAUCUGUACGAAGAAAUCGUCACAGAAGAACAGCAGAGCAGAGAGUCGUCUUACACCGAGUUGAAGACCAGAUUCCAGGCAGCUCAAAAUCAAAUAAAGGAGUUGCACAGGCGACUGGAGCAGAUGAAGUUGCAGAACACGGGGCUGAACACGGAGAACCAUCGCCUUAAGAAGAACAUCUCUGCUCUUUUACAAACUGCUCGACAGGAAGUGACGCGGAAAGACGCAGAGAUUCAACGACUGAACCAGCAGUCACAGAAAAUUCGCCACGCUCAUCAUUCUCGGAUAAAUAGUUCUACUAGUUGCACCUCUGCAUGCAGGAGAUCACUUCCUCCAUCACUUUCAAGUUCUAUACUUCUUCUACCACCAUCAUGUUCAGUGCAACCUCCUCCACCAUUGUUGAGUUCUCCUCCUCCACCUCCUCCACCACCAACUUCUACACAAUGUCCUCCUCUGCUGUCCAGUUCUACUCCAUCUCCUCCACCACCAAAUUCUACACAAUGUCCUCCUCUGUUGUCCAGUUCUGCUCCACCUCCUGGUACAACCAUUUCUCCAAGGAAUCCUUCUCAGUUGUCCAGGACAGAAUGCAACGAUGCCCCCAUCCAGCCCGGGGACUCUGGCAUUGAGAUAAAAGUUUCCAAACUGUCCUCUCAUCAUCCUUCAAAAAGUAAAGUCCCGGACAGGCAGAGUGAGCACUCGGUUGAGAAAUCUGACAGCACAUCUUCAGCUCAUCACAAACAGUCCAAGCACAGAGAAGGUCAGAAAGAGUCAACAGACCGAAGACACAGAAGUGAUUCCAGGGAGCACUGUCGUGUCUCUGAGAUUAACAGGUCUCACAGAGACACAGGAAGUAGAUGCCAGUCCAGGUCCUUUAAAACUAGGGAUGUCCUAAAUGCUGAGUGUCAUCACCGAUCACAGAGACCUAAAAGCCCACCAGCAGAGGUUCCUCACACCACCGUCCGUUCUUCUGCUGACACAAAAGGAAGAAAUCGAGACCAAAGUGACAAAUCUCAAACGUCCAUAUUAGACGCUGUACAUGGGACGCACGACUCUAAAGAAUCAUCUAAAAAUGGCUACAACCGAGAGCCAGACAAAAUCAGAAGUCGUGAAAAGCAUCACAGAGACCGGAAACAACACACUGGACGACAUCAUGAGUCCUCCAAAGAGAGGGAGGGUGGUGGUUCUUCAAGGGUUCAUCAUAGGAAGGGGGAGCGAAGACGCGAAGAGAAGUUCAAAAAACACAAGAAGAGCUCAUCGUCUGAGACCAGCAGGGACUGUGAGAAGAGAUCAAAACAGAUGGACCAGAGGCAAAGUCAGGAAGGUUCUGUUGAGAUUCUGAAGGCAUCAUUUGAAAAAACAAGUCCUGCUGAUAAAGACAGUACAAACAGGAAACUGUGCUUCAUGGAAACCCUAAAUCUAACGCUGUCUCCAGCAAAGAAGCCAGUGCAGCCUGUCAACCAGCAAGAUGAAUCCAGACUGCAGGACGAGGAUGUGCAGCCCGACUUUGAAGAUAUGUGUGUCGUUGACGAAACGGACAUCGGCAACUUGGAAGCUGGACCACAGGUCGUAGAUGAAAGUCACUCUGCAAAUGUCUCCAACACUCCGAGUUCAGAGGACAAUCCAGUAAAGUGUGACACCCUGAAAGUUAUUCAGGUGGAGGACAAAAACCAGAGUGACACUACUGCAACUGAUCAGACGUCCACUGAAAAUUCUGUCCAAAGUACCUCAGAAAAGAGCACUUCAGAGCUUACUGCAGUCUGUCAGCGGACCGCCGAAUCACCGACAGCAACAGAUGCAUGCCUCUUAGAAAAGCACGAAGACGAAAUGAACUUCACCUCAGACCCCCAGACAGUGGAAUGUGGAAAACCAGAGGACACAAGUCCUCAGCAGACAGAAAACACGAGGAGCUUAUUACAGAAAGAUGACUGCGAGGAACCCGUAGCCGUUGACUCAAAUACCGACACUGUCCAACAACUGAGGCUGCCAGUGGAAUCUUUCACACAACUUGCUGGUGGUUUAUGUCCUAAAGAACCUGCAGGUUCUGAAGAUGAUGGUGACACCAAACCAGAAAGUCAACAACUCUGUCCAACUGUUCUACCUCAAGACGGUCAAAAAGGGCCGUGUCUUCCUGCUUCAUCCACUUCUGCUGAUGUCAGCACGCAAAGUGGCCCCAAAGAUGCAGAUCCUGUAUCAAGUACAAUCAGUCUGGAGUCAUUUCCACAUGAAGGAAUUAGUCUCCCCAGUGCAAUACGUCUUUUAACGAAUACAGACGAAGACACUAACGAGGGCAGCAGUCCUGCGGCCGAGCCGAGCUCCUCCACUGGCUGCAUCGGCGUGUCAAAAGUCAGCAGCACCACUGAGGAGUUUGUGGCUUUCAGUGCGCCCAAGAAGACCUUCAGUCCUGGAAAGACUCACAUGGUGAACGAGAAGAAGCAGGUGGAGCCGUCCAGCUCCGUCCCAGUGCUUCAUGAUGAAGACUCCAUGAUGCGCAUGCUGUGCAGUCUGAAGAAAAUCCCUGACGCCAUCAGUCCUCUGAGGAGUCCGGUGCGUCUUGGCAAGCGAGGACACCUGCACGGACAUAGCAAGCUGGCACAUGUCAAAAGCCUUCAAAAAGAUUUCUGUGUUUCAGCUGUUGAGGCCAGUUCAAAGAAGCUGGAUGUAAACAAAGAAAACAAAUGUCCAUGUUCUCCUACCAAACAUGGGUCUGCAGACCAAGUGUCCAACGUGCCUGCAAGUCUCUCAGACACUGAUCUGGAAGAGGGGGAGAUUGUAAGUGAAAGCGAUGAGCCAACAACAGCUUCUCCAGUUCCUCCAACCAAAAGACCAAAGAUGGAACGACCUGUCAAAAACCACCCGAGUCCUAAAACGGUGUCAAAACUUUCCAAGAAGAAAAGUGAAGAAAGGCGUGCGCAUGAUUCAGCCGGCACAUCGUCAAGAAGUCCCAGUGGUAAAAGUCGUUUUAAAACUGUUUGCCCUGCAGCCACAAAAGCCUCUUUUUCCACCAUCGAUGAAGUCAUGGAAACGUUCAAGUUGGUUCGCACAGAGUUUCGAAAAAAGUACAUGAAGCUUCAUAAAACCUUUCCCAAGAAGAGUUUCUACGGCAUGAUGGAGAACUUCCAGCAGUCCUUUUUAGAAUUUGUGGAUGGAGCCCAUUUUGGUCAAAUCUGCAGUCAGGCUGUUGAGCUGAAAACCAAACUGAAGAAGAUGAUUACCACCGUCUUCAACACCGUGUCAAACAAUGGCAUCAUUAGGCGCAUCUUUGAUCAGCAAGCAGUUGAUCUGAAGCAGAAGUUGUGGGAUUUUGUUGAUGCUCAAGUUGACUACUUGUUGAAGGACAUUCGAGCGACGCUGAGGACUGUUUGCAAACAGGUCAAAGUUCAGACUGAAGACAAGAAGCUUGGUGCAAAGGAGAAAGAAUCAAAGCGGGCAUCUGCACCAAAAUCUCAGUGUGGAAAGAAGGUUGCACCAUCAACUCCAACCAGACUAAACGGAAUCAAAUCGUUUUCUGUUGCUUCUUUUAAGACGGGCCUCGGAAGCAGAGGAAAGGGUAUCAGAAUGAGCCAGGUGGAAAAGGACAAGAGCACUGAGCCAAAUCCUCCAAACUGUGUGAACUCAAAGUCUGUGGUUGACUUCAUUCCUCCCAAAACUCCUGAGAAGCUGAGUCAGGUUUCUGUGGCUGCCUCCCAAAGUGGCUCUUCUCUUGACAAAACUGACUUUGAAAUACUGACGGAACAGCAAGCUUCCAGUUUAACGUUCAACCUCGUGAGAGACUCUCAAAUGGGUGAAAUCUUCAAGUGUCUGUUGCAAGGAGCCGACUUACUAGAAAACAGCGGCGACAACCCCGGUUGGACUCUCAGUACUCCGAAGGACGCUUUAUCUACAGAAAGAUUACACAGCAUUACCACUCCUAAUAAAUGUGACUCUCCACUGAAAAUUCUGUCUCCACUCAAAUUUGAGAGUCCUUCCAAACUGGUUGCUGCUUGGUCCAGUAUUUCACCUCGUAAAAUGCAGUCCUCCCAGUUCAAAGAGCAGGAGGUGCUGAAUCCAGCGUUAUUUGAUGAGAAUUGCUUGUUAGAACUUCCAUCAGAAAGUAGAGUGAUGGUGCAGUCCAGUUUGGUUUCACAGAGGACUUACUCCAUUCUAGCUGAAGAUCUGGCCGUGUCUCUCACGAUUCCAUCACCCCUUAAGUCUGACAGCCACCUGAGCUUCUUGCAGCCGUCCACCGUGAACACACUGUCGACUCCAAACAGCGUCAUCAGUGCACACAUUAGUGAGGACGCCCUGCUGGAUGAAGAAGACGCCACAGAGCAGGACAUCCAUCUGGCCCUGGACACAGACAUUUCCAGCUCCAGUUCCACAACCAGCAGUGCUGCCUCUGAACCAGCUGUCACACCGUUCCUGUUUAAGCCCGACUUACCCAUGCAGUUACUAGUGAUGGAAAAGUCCAAUGAUCACUUCAUUGUGAAGAUUCGGCAGACAGACACCUCCCUCACCGCUGAUAACAGUUUAAACCAAACACUAACAGAAGACUGCCAGCAACACAUCGAAGAAAAGUUGACAAAUAAGGAACCAGUUUUAUCUGACAAGUCUCAGAAACAUGAGAGUCUCUCUAAAAGUCUACCAUCUGAGACCAGUCUGCAGAACAUUUGUCAAAGCUCUCAGGUCUGUCAGGCUGCCACCGGUGAAGAUCCAUGCCACCUCAAAACAAAAGAUCUGCCAACCCAACAAGGUGUUUCUGAGGAGACAAAGAAAUUGCCUUUGCUCCUGAACAGGACCAGACCAUCCAGAAGGACUCCAGUCGAGCACAGUUUGGACAGGAGUGUUGACAGCUCUACUUGUUUUCCAUCAAUGGUGAAGGGGGUGGAUUCUGCUGCAGAAACAGACAAUAGCGACCCUAUAAAUCAAAAACAAGAAAACGAGCACCACAGACACGAAGACAUGACCUCUCUAAAAGGUCGCUCAAAGGGAACAGUCAGUCCCUUUAAAGCUACGUCAGAUACUAUCCCACAUAAUGGUCCUGAAAGCUGUGAAAGAACGCAAAGAUCUGGAGGAUUAGUAUCACAAACUGCAGAGUCAUUCAAAGAGGAACUGAGUGAGUCGGAUAGAAGUCUGACCAUUGCAGAAGAUGUAAGCAGCACUCCAGAAAAAGACCGUAAGAAACAUGGAAAACGAAAGAAACACCAAUCACAGUCAAAGGCAAAGCGGGUAAAGAACGAGGAAAAAGUGGCUUCUAACUCCAGAAAAGCAAACAAGGUGUUGGAGUCCCAGUCCCCCAACAGUCUCUCUGCGAAGAACGUCAUCAGGAAAAAAGGAGAAGUAGUGAUGGCGUGGACCAGAGAUGAUGAUCGCCUCAUUCUUACCACCGUGAAAACCAACGGUGUCUCAAACCAAACCUUCACCGACUUGGCAGAAAAACUUAAAAAGCCAGAAGGACAGGUUGCUCACAGGUUCCAUCAGCUCAUGAAGCUUUUUAAGAAGCGGGAGAAGAUGGACUCGUGACUCACAGCUUCCUGCGUGUGAUGUCAACGCUGCCUGUCCUGUUGAAGUGCCUUUCAGCAAGGCUUUAGAACUUGAAGACUCCGGCCUCCAGGGUGUGAAGACACAGUCUCUGAACCUGGAUCACUGACUUUCACUCCAACUCUGCCUUUUUGAAUGUUUCAGUCUGUUGAGGUAUUUGAGCGCCACCUGCUGGAUGAACAAUUCAGAACUGUGGAUUUAAAUUCAUAACACCAGAAAAGAGUAAUUCAGGAAAAAAAUAAAACCCAAAUCUGUCUGACCUGACGGAAGACAAAUACAGAUAAAGGUUCUGGUGUUUGUCUCCAGAUGGGUUUGGAUCCAACCAACUGGAAGCGCGGUGACUUUGAUCUGAGGUCGUCAGGUUCCUGCUGUUUGUUUUUAUUCAGCUCAUGUUGAAAUUAAUUUUGAAAUUAAAGGUCACAGGCUGAAUGUUUCUGAAUAGAAACCUGACUUUUGUUUUCGUUUUCCUGGAAGCAGCCGAUCAUCUGACUCAGGUGUGAGCGUUUGACUCGGUGUGAACGUGUGAACGUUUGACUCGGUGUGAACGUUUGACUCGGUGUGAACGUUUGACUCGGUGUGAGUGUGUGAACGUUUGACUC